Molecule: messenger RNA, 1332 nt
Organism: Tetranychus urticae (two-spotted spider mite)
Lineage: Eukaryota; Metazoa; Arthropoda; Arachnida; Trombidiformes; Tetranychidae
Source: RefSeq, a predicted model, not a curated record
CUACACUCACAAGGCAAACUACAGUUACUGUAGUUUUGACAAAGAAUAAUUUAACUCUUUGAGUUUUGACCAUUUUAUGAUAAAAUGUUGAUCAAUGAAAUUCCCGAUGAUUGUUUGCUCGCCAUUUUUGAUUAUAUGGUUAACCUGGAUCAUUUAAUAAACUGUUAUAAAGAUCAUCGUAGUGAUUCAUCUGAUGUUUUUUAUUAUCUCGGAUUUUAUUGGAUUGAUUCAUUCUAUCUGAAAUAUUUCAGGAACCACUCAACUCGCAGACAAAACCCAAAAGGGCAUUCAUCUACACCCUUAGCCCUAUCGAAUGAGCUAUCAAACAUAAAAAUCCAGGAGUGACACUUGGGUAACUUCCCUUGUGAGUAAAUUAUUUACAAAUUUAAAAAUUGUUGAAUUGUCUCCUGAAAUACAUCUCAAAGCCAAACAUGCUAUUGAAUUUGUUAGAAAACAGGAAUCUUUGAAAGGAUUAAUCAAUCGAUUUGAUGAACCAAUAGAAAAAUAUUGCGAUAAACUCGAAAUGCUUUCUGUCAAUACUAUCAAUCCAAACAAUUUAAGAAAUAGUUCCAGGAUAAAACAAUUGGACAUUUGGAGUUAUAGUCUAAAGGCUUUGGAAAGAGAUGCACAUUAUUUGCCAAACCUUGAAAGACUAAAGAUUCAAAUUAAAGCUCCAGACUAUUUCUACGAUGGUCCAGUAUUGGAAAAGCUCAAAAUACUUGAGUUUCAUUUCGAUUUCUACCCUAGAAAAAUUUUCUAUGGUUUCAUGUUGAUGGAUUUAUGUCCAAAUUUACAAAGUGCCCAUAUUUUCAUGAAUGCUACUAAUUGGUAUUUUAACGAAACAUUAAAACACGAAUGUUUACAAGAUUUAGUUAUACAACUUGAUAGACUCGGUUACGAAAAUGAUAUGGAUAUCAGAAAUGAUAACUGGAAUAACUUAAAAAGAUUGCUUAUGAAGUAUCCGAAUCUCAAACAUCUUUCGUUGAGGGACAUUUGGAAAUUAAAAGAUGAACAUAUCGAGGAAUUGGUUCACAUUUUACCCAAUUUAGUGCUAUUGGAUGUUAAUGCGUGUGAUAAAGUCACCCAAAGAGCUGCUGAUUAUGUUCAAGAUUAUUGUAAAAGAUAUGGACGAUCAAUCAAAUUUUACUUCAAAGGGAAUCGCGAUGAAAUCGAAUCAGAUUGGCCGCAGUCAUCCAGUAAAUCCGAAGUAAUAAAUAGAGGCUUUGAUUUCAUGAAACAUUGCUUUUUCAGAGACCAUAUAUUCCUUCCACGUUUUUUGAUCCCAAUUGAUUAUUGAAGAGUAAUUAUUAAUAUAUUUGGCAUUUUCACCUC